GUUUCGAUAAACAUACUUCCAUACUCUCAGAGAAGUGCACCAUCGCAGUACUACAGGAACGGUGAAACAAGAUAACCAGAUCCGCCUCUGCACUGAUUGUAUUCUUCUAUGAAAUGGGGACCCCGCAAGAGCUAAAACUCUCAACUGCAUACAAAACAGUUCGACGUAAAUUUUAUCAGUCCAUUUUCAAGUGGUUCGCAGACGAUACUGUAAAUGAGGAGACAAAGUCAGCAAGCCCUCCAGAUGUUGGAGAUCUUGUGAAUAUACUGCGCUCAAUAGGUUUCAAACUUAGAGCGUUUGAUAAAUGUGAACACCGAAGAGAUUAUUCCAUGUCCACAUCCACCAGUAGUUUGAACUCUGCUGAAGGCCUGAAAAUUGCAGACUGUAGGGUGGAAAUUACCUGUGGUCAUUCAGGACUGAGAGCCAUUCUUGAAUCUGUGGAAGGUGAAUGCCGUUGUCCACCUAUAGAAAGUGCUACACAGGCAGAAUUCUGGCAAGUGAGUGGGAGUGCUCCAGUUGCUCUGGGAAGUCAGGAAUCCAUAGGUAGUGUGCAGGAAGCUGGGAGCUCUCUUGUGCCUCCAUUAGCUCCAGCAGUGGCUGCAGUGGUCAAGGAUAUCAUGCUCAGAGUUUUGAACAUCACUUGUGACCCUGAGUUUGGAGAAAUAGACACUUCAAGGCAUUCUCUGACUGGAAACAGCUAUCUAAACGUUUCACAUCAUCGAUCUCUUGACACACUUCCACUAGCACAUUCAACCGGACAGUUAUAUGGAUCUGAAACAGAAAUAGCUGAAUGUGCUGAGCAAACUAAGAAGUUACUUCCUCGGACAACAUCCAGUGUGGAAUUAUCAGCAUGCUCUGCGAGCCCUGUGUCCAGGAGUGGCAGUGCAGAUUUAAUUAAACAUCAUGAACCACGGGACAGCAAUGGAACUCCACAGCACUCUUCCAGCCCUAUGAGUAUUCUGUCUGCAUCUCUAGAGAGAAUCACUUUGACUGAGAAACAUGGAAUUUUCUGUCGCUUGGAAUUUGCGAAGCGCAGUAUCACUGAGGCCAUGGCUAUGUUACAAGUGCAGCCAUUAUCUGUAGAUACUACCCUUAACAAGUUGAGACCAGACAACACUUCAACUCCAUCUUCUCAAGUAAAAAUCAGCAGAAGUCUAAAGAAAAUCCAUGGAAGUCCUGCACAAACAAAGAAAAUAUCUGGAACUCCAGGAAGCGUACAGAAAAUGCCAAGUACUCCAGGAUGUGUAAAGAAAAUUCCUGACGCUACAGGAGACAAAAAGAAAAUGCCUUGCUCUUCAGGAUCCAUAAAGAAAAUAUCUGGAAUUCAAAAAGGUAUAAAUAAGACCUCUGCAAGUCCAGGAUCUGUCAGUCCACGGGUUCGAACACAAUCAAGCACCUCCGUUGCAUCUUCAAUAUCAGGCAGAGCUCAGUCUUCAUAUCCUCAAAGCAGAAAAUUGCCUGAUGGUCUACCAAAACCAAGGAUAAAAUCGUCUCCCCAGACAACAAAUAAGUUUGUGUCUUCUGGACUAGUGAGUACCACUAAGAAACUUACUGAUGUGCCUUCUUCAGAUGCUGUUUUUCAUACACCAAGCAAUCUUAGCACAGGAUCAUCAUCUGCAUCAUCAGCUUCUUCCACAAAGGCUCGGAAAUUUAUAAAUGCUGUAAGGAGGGUUUCCCGUAUAUCUUCUUCUGAUGGUACACCAAAUUCUAAACCCUCAUAAGGGAAAGCUGUUGUUCUGAGGGCACAAAUGCAGUCUAAAAAUACUUAUAAUAGGCUGUUUAUUGCCUAGCAGAUUCAUACAUGUAUAUAUCACAAAUUUAAUCAUGCAUCAUACUGUCUCCAAAAUCAUACUACUGAGGAACCUUAGUCAGCCUUAAAAAUACUAGCAGAACUCAUAACACAAUACCCCAGAUAUCAUCAAAAACAAUACAACACAGGUGAUUAAAAAUGUUUUAGCAGCCACAUGGUUAAUCCCUUCUUUUCAGCUCUGCCUGAUGGCCAAAAUGUAUUUCAUCACAUCUUUUCACUGUCAUAUAGUUGCUCCCUAUUGGAUAAUACCCGUUUCAUCCAAUUAUGGCUUCACCACAGACAAAUGGAACACUGCAAGAUCUACCUACAUAAGAGCUGCCAGCCCUGCACCCCUCAAAGCCUUUCACUCUGAAGAUGGUAAUUGCAACAGUUGCCAAAAUUUUGGAAAAACUACAACAUUCCACAUGUUACAUUCCUGACCUGAAGUCAUAUAUUCCUCUACAUCCACAAAGACCUUUGGACAAGAAUUUUAGAUACCUCUUUUCACCCUGUGCCAGAGGCAUAAAUAACUAAAACCAUCUUCAGCCCCAAAUAUAUGUGUACCAUGAUUUUUUUUUUCCAAGCAUUACCCUUAACCCUAUUAGUACAUAUGUUUUAACUGCUCCUUACGAAGUGUAACUCGCCAGUCGAAUGGCUUCAAACACAGUAGGAAGAUUAACUUGAGUUCACGUGCAUACUUGUUUUCAAUAUCAAUUGAGAGAUAUUAAAUAUAGGAAUGAACAGUGUACAUAAGUUAGCUUAACAAUAAAAAUUAAACAUACUUUUAUAACUUUCCACAAACCAAUAAUAAUAAAUUAUACAUAUUAUUUAUUGAACUUAUACAUAAUAAAGGAAGGAUCCAACUGCAUGCUAGUAAAUGAGAAUAAUUAAAGAAUCUUCACCAGAAGACAUAUGCAAAAUCAUUUGGGAAAAGCAAAAUUAUUAUAAAAAUUUGUUUCCUUGUCUCUACAGUGAGAUUAUAGCAAAUCAUCCUAAAUGAGAAUAGUUAAAAAAGAACUUUAACAGAAGAUUUUUGCAGAAAUAUUUUGGAACAGCAAAAUUAUUAAAGAAAUUUAUUUCCUUGUCUGUACAUUGAGAUCAUAUUAAAUCAUCCUGCUUUUCUGCCUUUUCGUAGAUCUCUACAAACAGAAGCCAACAUCUUUCUCUUCCCCUGUACAAGUAAGAAAAGAAAUUGUAACAUUUUUUAAUUUUUGUUACAGUAAUAACUUGUUUAAAAAAUUAUAACAUUUUAGUAUCCACUUAUAACAUGAUACUGAAAUGCAGAGAAAUCCUUCAGUGUUUUGACUGCAAACUUUUAUCUUAAAACAUGUAUUCACCAACUAGAAGUGAAAUGAUUCCAUGUGCUUAUAAAUUCAAAUGUAUGUAUGUAUCAUAAUAAAAUUUAAUUUCUCUAGUA
Messenger RNA from Cryptotermes secundus, 3206 nucleotides. RefSeq lists its product as uncharacterized. Lineage: Eukaryota; Metazoa; Arthropoda; Insecta; Blattodea; Kalotermitidae. The transcript is spliced from 5 exons. The record is from RefSeq and is a predicted model, not a curated record. Bases 114 to 1721 code for a protein of 535 amino acids.